AUGGCCAAGCGCCACCUCGUCCGGCCCCGGCUCAGCGCCUCCCCCAACCGCUCCGGGCCCUGGCGACAUAGCUCCGGCGCCCAUUCCAGCGCGGGUCCUAGCGAGACCUCCCGAACCGAGUGUUUGGGAGCUCGGGGGCGGGGGCGCCCAGCAGGAACCCCCCAGCCCUUCCACUGCUGCGGCCCCGCCCGGGCGCGCACCACCAGAUCCCGAGCUCCCCACCCGCUGCAGCCCCGGCCGGGGCGGGGCGGGCGGGGCCGGGGGCGGUGCGCAGACGGCUGGGACUCCCUCCAGCUCCGCGCCGGCAGCUCCGCGGCCAUGGGGGCGCGGCUGGGCCGGCGGACCGGACCCGAGGCGGGCUCGGAAGCCGGGGCGGCGGCGGGGUGCGGGCCCGCGCCCUUUGAGCGCCGGGUGCGCUGGCUCCGCGAGAUCCAGUCCACGCUCCGUGAGCGGCGGCCCGAGCGCGCCCGGCAGCUACUGCGCCUCCUGCGCCAGGACCUGGGCCUCGAGGGGACCCUCCUCACCGACAUCCUCUACAGGAAUGUGGCCUUCCUCAAUCUGGUGGACCCCAUCUCCCACGACCUGCUUGUGAACCUGGCCCGGGACCUGCAGUGCCCCAAAACGGACUAUGAGCUCUGGAAGUCCUCAGAUAAGAUCUGCCGCCAGCUCAUCUACCACCUCACCCCUCACUCCAAGCGGCAGCGAGGGUCCAGCCUGCCCCGGAGGAAGACUCAGAGCUGCCUCAAGAGCAGUCUCCAGAUGACUCAGCUGGCGGGGGAGACCGUGAACCUCUCGGGGAUCCCACUAUCCGCACGGGACGUGCAACACAUUACCCGCUACCUGCGAAGCCAGGGAGCCGGUCUUACGGUGCUGGACCUGAGCUUCACGGGGCUGAGUGAUGAGCUCUUGCGCCUGCUGCUGCCCAGCCUCUGGUCACUGCCCCACCUCACCCAGCUCCUGCUCAACGGCAACAGGCUGACAAGGGCCACUGCGCGCGAGCUCACCGAGGCCAUCAAGGACUCUGCCAAGUUCCCCGCGCUGGCCUGGGUGGACCUGGGCAACAACGUGGACGUGGCUUCCUUGCCCCAGCCCCUGCUGGUCGGCCUGCGCCGGCGGCUCAGCCAGCGCACCUCACUCCCUACCAUCUAUGAGGGCCUGGACCUUGAGCCUGAGGGUGGUGUGUCUGGGGCCAGCUCUGCUGCCUCCACCUGGGGUUCUGCAGCCACUGGGCCAGGGUCUGAGCCCCAGGCCUGCUGCACAAGGUGACCCACCACCCAUCUCCCUCAUGCCAAUGCUCCUAGGCACGGGGGAUGGGGGCGAUGGAGGCCCUCCAGGCCUCCAGGGAUCCAGCGUAUGUGCUCGGCCUGGGAUGGAGCGUCAGGCUUCCCUCAGCAGGGAGUGCCCAGCACCUGCUGGGCCCAUCCUGCAGUAAAUGGUGAUGCCCUCCUCUGCCUCAGCCUUUCUGCAUCGUGGACCUCAGGGCCACUUAGUGCCAGCCAUGCUUUUGGAGUCGGGAGAAGGGGUGGCCAAAGCGUCACCUGAAAGAGAGGGACCGAGCUCACACUGACUUCCUCCAGGUGCUCCCUGGGCAGACACCCAGGUGUGAGAUCGGGUCCAUCUGUGGGCUGGGGAGUUAGAGGAGGCCGCCAGGGACCUGACCGUCACAUCUGUGUGGGGCCUGGAGAGGAGCAAGUGGGGAGGCCACAGAGGGGCAAAGCUCAGAAUAGAGCCCCACAGUAAUCUUGUGCCUGAGCCCAGGACCCCCGGGGCUGGGGACAAGACUGCACUGAUAGGAGGCAAGGUUCAUCUCCCGCAGGUUGAGUGCUGCCCACCACCCCU
Molecule: messenger RNA, 1839 nt
Organism: Enhydra lutris kenyoni (northern sea otter)
Lineage: Eukaryota; Metazoa; Chordata; Mammalia; Carnivora; Mustelidae
Product: leucine rich repeat containing 75B
Source: RefSeq, a predicted model, not a curated record